Myripristis murdjan (pinecone soldierfish) is the source of this 2750-nucleotide messenger RNA. Its product is annotated as terminal nucleotidyltransferase 5C-like. Gene Ontology annotation, molecular function: poly(A) RNA polymerase activity; RNA binding. The record is from RefSeq and is a predicted model, not a curated record. Gene Ontology annotation, biological process: mRNA stabilization. Lineage: Eukaryota; Metazoa; Chordata; Actinopteri; Holocentriformes; Holocentridae. The transcript has 3 exons. Bases 73 to 1293 code for a protein of 406 amino acids.
UUUAAAACCCUUGUUUGCUGCUCUGGCUCAUAGUUUCCACUGUAAUUUGCCCCCCAAAACCAGGUAAACAUAAUGGAGCUGCAAACAGAGAAAAGGUUCCACAACUUGACCCAUGAACAACUCCAGGCUCUGGACAAGGUCCUGACUGAGGUGAUACCCAUCCAUGGGAGAGGCAAUUUCCCCACAUUGGAGGUGAGAGCCAAAGAUAUUAUUCGGGUGGUGAAGGACCGGCUGAUUGAAAGAGACAUCCAAGUCAAGGACAUCCGCCUUAACGGUGCAACUGCCAGCCAUGUGAUGGUGAGGGAUAAUGGCAUGGGCUACAGAGACCUGGACAUCAUUUUUGGAGUGGAGCUGCCCAGGCAGGAGGACUUCCAGGUGAUUAAGGAGGUGGUGCUGGGCAGCCUACGAGACCUUCUCCCCUGUGGAGUUAACAGACGCAAAAUUACCUGCCUGACCAUGAAGGAGGCCUAUGUACAAAAGAUGGUCAAGGUUUUCAACGAGCACGACAGGUGGAGCCUAAUCUCGCUGUCUAACAACAGAGCUAAAACUGUGGGGCUGAGAUUUGUUAGUUCACUUCGACGGCAGUUUGAGUUCAGCGUGGACUCCUUCCAGAUCAUUCUGGAUCGUAUGCUGGAGUCAUACUGGGAGAUCAAGGACCCAAACAUCGAAGGGUCAGGAAGUCUGAUGAAGGAAGGAGGGAAGUCUGCCAUCACCGUUGAAGCAGAGUGCAUGUAUGGAGACUUUGAACAGGCAAUAGAGCACCUUCGCCUCCGCCUCAUUGCCACCCACAAUCCCGAGGAGAUCCGAGGAGGGGGCCUGCUGAAGUACAGCGACCUGCUGGUGAGGAACUUCAGGCCGGCCAGCGAGACGGAGAUCAAGUCCUUGGAGCGAUACAUGUGCUCCCGCUUCUUCAUCGACUUCCCCGAUGUAAGCGAGCAGCAGCGCAAGAUCGAGACCUACCUGCAGUGCCACUUUAUCGGCAACGAGGAGACAAGCAAGUACGACUACCUGAUGACCCUGCGGCGUGUGAUAGACGAGAGCACGGUGUGUCUGAUGGGACACGAGAGGAGACAGACCCUCAAUAUGAUCACCGUCCUGGCUCUGCGGGUGCUGGGCGAGCAGAACGCCAUCCCAAACACUGCCAACGUCACCUGCUUCUACCAGCCGGCGCCGUACAUGACAGACCCCGUUUUCAACAGCUACUUCAUCGCCCAGGCCCAGCCCCCGCCUCCGCCCCCGCUCGUCUACCACCCCUACCCUCUACAUGUACACAUGCAGACUGGCCUGGUGUAGCUGUGACACGCCCGAGAGCAUGUAGGCAUUCAGCAUGUUGCUCUGUAACACAGAGGCACAAAUUGAAGUUUGGAAAGGACAGGCAACCUUGGGCGCAGUGUUGUUACAUGCCUUGAAACACCCCUCCCCCUGCCUUCGACAUGAGAGACAGAGGUCAGGAUGGUGAGGGCUUUUGAUAAGAGGCCAGCAUGUCACCGUUUCAAGAUGAGGACUUUUGAACAGGAACGAAAAGGUAACUGCCCACUUUCAGCAAGCUGCAAGACAGAAUUUAAUCGAAGCAGAGGGAUUUUGUUAACUGUUGAUUCAGCUAAGUUUUGGCAGGGCUCAACUACUCUGCACUGGUUACCCUCCCGUGUCAAGGAGCGUACUGAGAUGAGAUAAUUCACUAUGGAUAUUAGAUAAACAUCUAAUUUACAAAAACACCAUCUAUGAAAACCUAUUGGCAACAAAAAUCUUUAUUUGGACAGAGUUUCAGUAAGGCUAGUAUGUAGGCUUCUUAGGGGUUCUAACCUUCUAUAGUUGUAUUGUGAUUUCUCUACGGAGUGAAUUUCAGUGUAUCUGUUGUAUAGAAAUAGGGCACGGUUUACUGAAGUCAUUAAUUAGUAAAAGUCACCAUGGUGUUUGUGUCCCACGUUCUGUAAAUGUGAAUGUAAACGACUCAUUUCCUAAGUUUUAAAGAAGAGAUCUAAGAGCUCAACUGCAAGAUGUCAUCAGCAAACAAGAACCGGAGCUGCUCUGUUUGACAAUCAAUACCAGGUUUUAUGGACUCGAAGAACGUUUUGGGGCGAGCUUUUAUGUUGUAAUUAUUUUUAUUAUCGUACUUAAAGUCACGAACCCAAAGUCGUGCCCACAUGAUAAUAGCAUCAUGAAUGUCUCUUUACAGAAUGGCUUUUUCCUCUGAGUGGUCUUACACAUUUCCAAUAGGUUAAACAGAUCUUUCCCUGUGUAUUAAGUGGUGACGGUUAUUUGUUGUAGUAAAUGUCAGUUCUGUGGGGGAUAUGCCUGCCUCUGUGUGCAAAAAUCUUACUGAACAUAUCAUGUAGUUAAGCAGUGUCCAGCGCAGAGUACAGCAGUUAUUGCACUGUGCCUCUAUGUGUUUGUUCAUUGUGUAUGCGUACAUAUACUUGGAAUAAAAAACAAGCAAAAAAACUAAAAACUAAAAAAAAAACUAAAAACUAAAAAACAAAAGAGGAUUUCAGCACAGGUUAGGAUAUGCAGGCUGUUUACGCUAAAUCUGAGACUGAAGCACAAUGUAAAUGCACAUAGCUUUUGUUGAUUAGUGAGAAUGUUUCUGACAUGUUUGUAACACUUGAACAUUGAAGACAUCUACAAUACUGUGUGCACUAGUGCCCUACAUGUAGCUUCACAUUAGUAAGGAUUGUAUCUAUCUUGACUCUUAGUAUUGUGUGUCGUUAAGGACCCGUUGCGACAGUAGAGAAAGUAUUCCUGUUUAUGAU